CAAUGAAAAGAAAUGAGGGCAUGUGGGGAGUGAGUAUGCCACGCUUUCAACUCCUACCACAAUCCCUUCUACAAUCUCCCUUUAUCUUCACUCCCCUCCUUUCUUUUCUUGCAUUACUUGAUUAAAAAUUCAUGGCAAUGACAUUACAGUUGCAGCAACAAGCAACUUCUACCAAGUCAUGGACUAUACCUUCUGCACUGGUGCCUCCUGCAGGCACCAGCAUCGGCCUUAGACGCGCUGCUGAUCGCUUUGCGUUACGAUCAUCUUUCUUGUCUUCCUCCCUCCGUCUCCCCGGUGUUAAUGUUACUGCUGCCCCUAAGUUAUCUAUGCGUGUUGCUUCCAAACAGGCCUAUAUAUGCCGCGAUUGUGGGUACAUUUACAAUGAUCCUCGCAAACCUUUCGAGAAAUUACCUGACAAUUACUUCUGUCCUGUGUGUGGAGCUCCAAAGCGCAGAUUCAGGGCAUAUGACCCGCCUGUAACCAAAAAUGUAAAUGACAAAGAUGUUCGAAAAGCAAGGAAAGAACAGAUUAAAAAAAAAGAAGCCAUUGGACGAGCAUUGCCUAUUGCCAUUGUUGUUGGAAUCGCAAUACUUGGUGGAAUAUACUUCUACCUGAACAACACCUAUUAAGGUCUUUAAUUGAAGUUUUGUACUCAACAUAGCUUUUUUUCUCAUCACCCUGUACUUGUGAGGGUAGUGAUCUCUUUUAACAUCGAUACUGCUACUCUUAAUUCUUUUUGUAUAAUUGUACUAGUGAGAAAUAUUGAAGCAUAAACAUGAUGAAAGCAUAUUGAUAUCAUAUUCUAUAUCAUCUCAAUGUCCUCA
Molecule: messenger RNA, 824 nt
Organism: Chenopodium quinoa (quinoa)
Lineage: Eukaryota; Viridiplantae; Streptophyta; Magnoliopsida; Caryophyllales; Amaranthaceae
Exons: 4
Coding region: 132-629 (165 amino acids)
Molecular function (GO): iron ion binding
Source: RefSeq, a predicted model, not a curated record